Molecule: messenger RNA, 831 nt
Organism: Candoia aspera
Lineage: Eukaryota; Metazoa; Chordata; Lepidosauria; Squamata; Candoiidae
Product: trypsin-3-like
Exons: 5
Coding region: 1-831 (276 amino acids)
Biological process (GO): proteolysis
Molecular function (GO): serine-type endopeptidase activity
Source: RefSeq, a predicted model, not a curated record
AUGAAACAAUUAUUCUUGGGGUUACUUCUGGUGAGCUCAGCAGUCUUUGCACAGGAAGGUACUGGUGGCCGAAUCAUAGGCGGGUAUGACUGCCUACCACAUUCCCGUCCCUUCCAGGCAGCCGUUGUAACUGGAUCUAAAGGCAACUGGAGGAUUUAUUGUGGAGGAAGCUUGGUGGACCCGUGCUGGGUGCUCUCAGCAGCCCACUGUAAAUCCAAUCAAAGAGUGAAGGUGUGCUUAGGAAAGCAUAACCUGAAGAUGGUUGAAUCAGCAGAGCAGUGCGUGGAUAUUGCAGAUGCUGUGCCACACCCAGAAUAUAACAGAAAGAACAUUGACAAGGAUUACAUGCUUCUUCGACUUAAAACCUGUGCCAAAUUAUCUGAAGCAGUUAAUGUCACACGACUACCCACCAGUUGCCCAAGUGAUGGGACACCAUGUACUGUUUCAGGCUGGGGCACGAUCCAAUCACCUCAAAGUAGACUUCCAGCAAAGAUGCAAUGUGCAAAUGUCAGCAUUGUUCCACAUAAUCAAUGCAAUAAAGCAUAUCGUGGUGCGAUCACUCCACACAUGAUCUGUGCUGGAGUACCACAAGGAGGCAUUGACUCUUGCAGGGGUGAUUCUGGGGGCCCACUCACCUGUGAUGGCUUACUUGAAGGUGUGGUUUCUUGGGGGACAUACGUGUGUGCUCAAAGAGGGAAUCCAGGAGUGUACGCCAAAGUCUGCUGUGUCGUGCCAUGGAUUCAGAACACAAUUAGGAACUGGUCACCCCGUACUUGUGAUGGACCUCAGCAGAAGGGAAAAAAGCAGCUCAGAGAAGGUCCUGGGAAUUAA